Indicator indicator is the source of this 3102-nucleotide messenger RNA. It is a transcript of the gene NFKB1, whose product is annotated as nuclear factor kappa B subunit 1. NCBI's taxonomy places the organism in Eukaryota, Metazoa, Chordata, Aves, Piciformes, Indicatoridae. The transcript has 23 exons. Gene Ontology annotation, biological process: canonical NF-kappaB signal transduction; inflammatory response; innate immune response. The coding region runs from base 1 to 2934 and encodes 977 amino acids. Gene Ontology annotation, cellular component: cytoplasm. Gene Ontology annotation, molecular function: DNA-binding transcription factor activity, RNA polymerase II-specific; protein binding; RNA polymerase II cis-regulatory region sequence-specific DNA binding. The record is from RefSeq and is a predicted model, not a curated record.
AUGGCAGGAGAAGACUCCUAUAUUAUGGGAGUGCCUGAUCCCCAAAUGUUUGCAAUGGAUCAGCUUAUAGGAAUGAACACAUUAUUUAAUAACACAAAUUACAUCACUUCAGACAUACCACUACGAACAGAUGGACCGUAUCUUCAAAUCAUAGAACAGCCAAAACAGAGAGGGUUUCGCUUCCGAUACGUAUGUGAAGGACCUUCACAUGGUGGACUUCCUGGUGCCUCUAGUGAAAAGAACAAAAAAUCAUACCCUCAGGUCAAAAUCUGCAAUUAUGUUGGACCUGCAAAAGUAAUUGUCCAGUUAGUUACAAAUGGGAAAUAUGUCCACUUGCAUGCUCACAGCCUGGUGGGUAAAUUUUGUGAAGAUGGAGUAUGCACAGUUAACGCAGGACCUAAAGAUAUGGUUGUAGGGUUUGCAAAUCUUGGAAUACUUCAUGUCACAAAGAAGAAAGUGUUUGAAACUCUGGAAGCACGCAUGAUAGAUGCUUGCAAAAAAGGAUACAACCCGGGACUCCUGGUGCACCCUGAGCUUGCCUAUCUGCAGGCAGAUGGAUGUGGAGACAGACAGCUGACUGAACGAGAGAGGGAAAUCAUUCGCCAGGCAGCGAUACAGCAGACCAAGGAGAUGGAUCUCAGCGUGGUGCGCCUCAUGUUCACAGCCUUCCUCCCUGACAGCAAUGGCAGCUUCACGCGGAAACUCGACCCUGUCAUAUCAGAUGCAAUAUAUGACAGCAAAGCUCCCAACGCCUCCAACUUAAAAAUCGUAAGGAUGGACAGAACAGCAGGGUGUGUAACAGGAGGGGAAGAGAUUUACCUUCUCUGUGACAAGGUUCAGAAAGAUGAUAUUCAAAUACGUUUCUAUGAAGAGGAUGAGAAUGGAGGCAUGUGGGAAGGCUUUGGAGACUUUUCUCCUACAGAUGUACAUAGACAGUUUGCCAUCGUGUUCAAAACACCCAAGUACCGAGAUGUCAAUAUCACAAAGCCAGCCUCUGUAUUUGUACAGCUGCGCCGGAAAUCCGAUCUAGAAACCAGCGAACCCAAGCCUUUUCUUUACUAUCCAGAAAUCAAAGAUAAAGAAGAAGUGCAAAGGAAACGCCAGAAGCUCAUGCCCAACUUCUCUGAUGGCUAUGGAGGAGGUGGUAGCGCAGGAGGCGGUGGCAUGUACGGAGCGGGAGGUGGUGGUGCUGGCUCUGGGUUCAGUUAUCCUUCGUAUGGAUAUUCAGCUUUUGGAGGGAUGCAUUUCCACCCUGGCACAACAAAGUCCAAUGCUGGAAUGAAACAUGGGCUAUCAAAUAGCACAGCUGAACAAGAUGGGAAGUGCUGUAAUAAACAAAGUGACAAGUGCGACACGAAACAUGAUGUGAAAGUGGAAACUAUGGAGAGGAGGGAGUACAGGACCUCUGGUGAUAAUGAGAAGGAGGAUGCUGCUUCUUCCUGUACUGAAGUAAAUGAAGCAGAUUGCAGGUGGCAGGAUGGUCUGUUCCUGGAGAAGGCCAUGCAGCUAGCCAAGCGCCACUGCAAUGCUCUCUUUGAUUAUGCUGUAACUGGAGAUGUGAAGAUGCUGUUGGCUGUUCAGCGCCAUCUCACUGUGGUCCAGGAUGAUAAUGGAGACAAUGUCCUUCAUUUAGCAAUUAUCCACCUUCAUACUGAGCUGGUGAAGAACCUCUUGGAAGUGAUGCCUGAUUUGAAUUACAAUGACAUCAUUAACAUGAGAAAUGACCUCUACCAGACCCCCUUGCACCUGGCAGUGAUCACAAAGCAGGCAGAGGUGGUACACGACCUGCUGAAGGCUGGAGCAGAUGUCAGCCUGCUGGAUCGCCAUGGUAAUUCUGUCUUACACUUAGCUGCUACUGAAGGAGAUGACAAGAUUUUGAGUCUGCUUCUCAAGCAUAAGAAGAUACCUCCUAUGAUCAACCUUUUCAAUGGUGAAGGUCUCUGUGCAGUUCACAUGGUGGUGAUGGCGAACAGCCUGUCCUGCCUCAAACAGCUGAUUGCUGCUGGCGUUAACGUCAAUGCUCAGGAACAAAAAUCUGGACGAACUGCAUUGCAUUUAGCUGUGGAACAAGAGAACAUCCCUUUGGCAGGCUGCCUUUUGCUUCAGGGUGAUGCAGAUGUGGACAGCACUACAUAUGAUGGGACAACUCCACUUCACAUAGCAGCUGGAAGGGGCUCUACGAAAUUGGCAGCAGUUCUCAAAGCAGCAGGUGCAAAUCCCCACAUUGAGAACUUUGAGCCAUUGUUUGAUCUAGAUGAUGUGAAAGAUGAUGAUGAAGGGAUUGUGCCUGGAACAACACCCCUGGAUAUGGCAGCCAACUGUGAGGUGUAUGACAUACUCAAUGGCAAACCCUAUGAGUCAACCGUGGGUUCGGAGGACUUACUGAAACAAGGACGCUUAAGAGAUCUGAACGAAGGUUACAAGAUGCAGCUGUACAAACUAUUGGAAGUGCCUGAUCCAAACAAAAACUGGUCCACUCUAGCACAAAAACUGGGUCUUGGCAUACUGAAUAAUGCCUUCAGCUUGAGCCCUUCCCCGUCAAAAACCCUACUAGACAACUACGAGGUUUCUGGUGGCACAGUUCAAGAGUUGAUGGCUGCUUUGAGACAGAUGGAUCACACAGAAGCCAUUGAAAUCAUUCAGAAAGCACUAUCCCUCUCACAAUGCCCAUCUCACCUGGAGGACAACACAGCAGAAGCUCUUCUGUCAUCAUCACCAUCACUCACCUUUGCAAAUGGAGAGACAGGCAAGCUCUGUAACAGCAAAUUUCAAGACAGUGACAGCAUGUGUGACAGUGGUGUGGAGACCUCCUUCCGCAAACUGAGCUUUACUUACUCAGACUCUCUGAGCAGCAAGUCAGCAGUGACACUUAGCAAAGUGACCCUGGGCUACAGACAGGAAAGCUCAGUGCAAAGCAGUUACAUAGCCAACUAGUAACAAUCAAUUAGGAACGUGCAGUCACAGGAGCAAAUGUGACAACUCUAUCAGUGUCAUCCCAGCCAGAGGGAAGUGAAUUUACAGCCAAAAGCACACUGGAAGAACCAUACAUGGACCUGAACCAAUGGCAGCUUCAGCAGAAGCCUCCUAGCCAUUGCUUCCUUC